GACUCACACCCUGCUCGAUACGAGAAGCAGAAAGCGUGUCUUUUGACAGGAUCUUAUCAGGAGGCUUUUCACCAUCGUUGUUGUCACUGCUGCAGGCUUCAGGGCAGGACGGGCCAUGCUGCUGCUUCCAAAGCUGGCGGGCCUGGCGCUGAUUGUGCUCAUAAAUGGCAAUCCUUGUCCCCUUACUCUUCAGCCUCCUGAAGUGGUGGUUGAAUAUGGAGCUUCAGCCUCAGCAAACUGUUCCACUUCUGUUGACCACGUGGGAAUGGGCUGGGAGGCCUCUCAGGGACCAGUGGACAUGAAGGAUGAUGUCCAGUUAAUCACCUGGAGUGUGGACACGCUUGUGGAGUGGGGCAUAAAACCAUUUUGCUUCAUGAAUUCUAAUCCAGAAAAGCAGUGCAAAGUUGAUCUCGCAGUUACUAUUUACAAGACUCCAGACAGGGUGUCCAUCAGCACUGUGGAUCACACUGGGCCAAUGAUUGAGGGUGGACAGUAUGAGCUCCAGUGUGACAUUCAGAAUGUUGCUCCUGUUGAGUUCCUCACUGUGAGCUGGUUCAAAGGAGACACUCUAGUGAAAAACGUAACCUUUACUGACCUCAUUAAGACUCCAGUGAAUCGGUCAGAUACACUCCAGAUCUUCCCGAGCAGAGAUGAUGAUGUUGCUCAGUACAGGUGUGAAGCAGAACUGGAUCUGGGACCAGAAGGACCUCAACCUCCUCCUACAGUCACAUCAGAUCCCCUCACAAUUACUGUUCAUGAUCCUUGUCCCCUUACUCUUCAGCCUCCUGAAGUGGUGGCUGAAUAUGGAGCUUCAGCCUCAGCAAACUGUUCCACCUCUGUUGACCACAUGGGAAUAGGCUGGGAGGCCUCUCAGGGACCAGUGGACAUGAAGGAUGAUGUCCAGUUAAUCACCUGGAGUGUGGACACGCUUGUGGAGUGGGGCAUAAAACCAUUUUGCUUCAUGAAUCCUAAUCCAGAAAAGCAGUGCAAAGUUGAUCUCCACGUCACUAUUUACAAGACUCCAGACAGGGUGUCCAUCAGCACUGUGGGUCACACUGGGCCAAUGAUUGAGGGUGGACAGUAUGAGCUCCAGUGUGACAUUGAGAAUGUUGCUCCUGUUGAGUUCCUCACUGUGAGCUGGUUCAAAGGAGACACUCUAGUGAAAAACGUAACCUUUACUGACCUCAUUAAGACUCCAGUGAAUCUGUCAGAUACACUCCAGAUUUCCCCCAGCAGAGAUGAUGAUGGAGCUCAGUACAGGUGUGAAGCAGAACUGGAUCUGGGACCUGAAGGACCUCAACCUCCUCCUACAGUGACAUCAGAUCCCUUCACAAUUACUGUUUAUGAUCCUUGUCCCCUUACUCUUCAGCCUCCUGAAGUGGUGGCUGAAUAUGGAGGUUCAGCCUCAGCAAACUGUUCCACUUCUGUCGACCAUGUGGGAAUAGGCUGGGAGGCCUCUCAGGGACCAGUGGACAUGAAGGAUGAUGUCCAGUUAGUCACCUGGAGUGUGGACAGGCUUGUGGAGUGGGGCAUAAAACCAUUUUGCUUCAUAAAUCCUAAUCCAGAAAAGCAGUGCAAAGUUGAUCUCCAUGUUACUAUUUACAAGACUCCAGACAGGGUGUCCAUCAGCACUGUGGGUCACACUGGGCCGAUGAUUGAGGCUGGACAGUAUGAGCUCCAGUGUGACAUUGAGAAUGUUGCUCCUGUUGAGUUCCACACUGUGAGCUGGUUCAAAGGAGACACUCUAGUGAAAAACGUAACCUUUACUGACCCCAUCAAGACUCCAGUGAAUCGGUCAUCUAUACUCCAGAUCUCCCCCAGCAGAGAUGAUGAUGGAGUUCAGUACAGGUGUGAAGCAGAACUGAAUCUGGGACCUGAAGGACCUCAACCUCCUCCUACAGUGACAUCAGAUCCCCUCACCAUUACAGUACACUUGACGAGGUCAAGGAGAUUAUAUCUGAAAGAUUUUAGGAGAAUCACUUCCCUUCAUUCAGCAUCAUUCACCAUCGUUGUCAUUGCUGCAGGCUUCAGGGCAGGACCGGCCAUGCUGCUGCUUGCAAAGCUGGCGGGCCUUGCGCUCAUCAUGCUCAUAAACGGCGGUGGAGCUUGCCCUCCUGACCUCAAUGACCUUGAGCUGGAACCUCCAAGCAUAGUGGUAGAAUAUGGAGAUCGUGUCUCAGUGAACUGCAGCUCGUCCUCGAACUUCACAGAGCUGAGCUGGAAGGGUCUGCCAGAACACGUGUCCUCGAACGAUAUUGCGACCGUCACCUGGGAGACGGACAGCUUGACUGACUGGGACAUACAGCCUGAGUGCCACAUGAACUUGAGUAAUGUACAAUGCAACAGAGCACUUCCCCUUAUCAUAUACAAGACUCCAGACAGGGUGUCCAUCAGCAUUGUGGGUCACACUGGGCCGAUGAUUGAGGGUGAACAGUAUGAGCUCCAGUGUGACAUUCAGAAUGUUGCUCCUGUUGAGUUCCUCACUGUGAGCUGGUACAAAGGAGACACUCUAGUGAAAAAUGUAAACUUCACUGACUCCAUCAAGACUCCAGUGAAUCUGUCAGAUACAUUCCAGAUCUCCCCCAGCAGAGAUGAUGAUGGAGCUCAGUACAGGUGUGAAGCAGAACUGGAUCUGGGACCAGAUGGACCUCAACCUCCUCCUCGAGUCAUAUCAGGUCCCCUCAACAUUACCGUGCAUGAUCCUUGUCCCCUUACUCUUCACCCUCCUAAAGUGGUGGUUGAAUAUGGAGGUUCAGCCUCAGCAAACUGUUCCACUUCUGUUGACCAUGUGGGAAUGGGCUGGGAGGCCUCUCAGGGACCAGUGGACAUGAAGGAUGAUGUCCAGUUAGUCACCUGGAAUGUGGACAGGCUUGUGGAGUGGGGCAUAAAACCAUUUUGCUUCAUGAAUCCUAAUCCAGAAAAGCAGUGCAAAGUUGAUCUCGCAGUUACUAUUUACAAGACUCCAGACAGGGUGUCCAUCAGCGCUGUGGGUCACACUGGGCCGAUGAUUGAGGGUGGACAGUAUGAGCUCCAGUGUGACAUUGAGAAUGUUGCUCCUGUUGAGUUCCUCACUGUGAGCUGGUUUAAAGGAGACACUCUAGUGAAAAAUGUAAACUUCACUGACUCCAUCAAGACUCCAGUGAAUCGGUCAUCUACACUCCAGAUCUCCCCCAGCAGAGAUUAUAAUGGUGCUCAGUACAGGUGUGUAGCAGAACUGGAUCUGGGACCUGAAGGACCUCAACCUCCUCCUAAAGUGACAUCAGAUCCCUUCAACAUUACAGUACACUACAUGCCUGUAAUACAUUGUUCAGAUUGGAACCCCUUGAUAAACACCCCUCUGAGCUCUUAUCCUUAUUCUGUUAUGGGAAACCCACGCCCACUGACCAGUUGGCAUCAAGAAAAUUCAAGAAUUAAAUCUACUAAGCGUCUCAGCAAAGAUGACUCUGGCCAGUAUAAAUACUUAGCCUCCAAUAAGAUCAACACUGCAGUCUGUGUUACCAAUAUCACAGUGGAGUAUGGUCCUGAAUUCAACUGUUCUUCAGUGUAUGAGAGCAGAGAACACACACUCUUCUUAGCAGAUUGCACAGUUAUGGCUUCUCCUGUAGCUAAUGUCUCCUGGUCCAGAGAUGGAAGAAACGUGGAACGUCCACACAACCUCACCAGGAGAGAAAACGGCUUAUACAACAUAACUGCACAGAACAAGCAUGGAACUAAACAUCACCUCUUGACCAUUAAUGUUCUGUAUGGUCCAGAAAUAGAGUCAGGAGAUGAGUCAGUAGAGGUGUAUAAAGGCAGGGAUGUGACUCUGCGCUGCACUGCUGAAGGGAAUCCAGAGCCUAACAUAACAUGGAGCUUCAACAAUCAGUCUAAGACCACUGGAGGGAGACAGACAACACUGACAAUUUCUGGAGCCACGUUUGCUGAUGGUGGGUUGUAUACGUGCACUGCCACAAAUACAAUCGGGAGCCAGACAAGGACAGUGUUAUUGGUGGUACAAGAUGGUCCUGAAUUCAACUGUCCUUCAGUGUAUGAGAGCAGAGAACACACACUCUUCUUAGCAGAUUGCACAGUUAUGGCUUCUCCUGUAGCUAAUGUCUCCUGGUCCAGAGAUGGAAGAAACGUGGAACGUCCACACAACCUCACCAGGAGAGAAAACGGCUUAUACAACAUAACUGCACAGAACAAGCAUGGAACUAAACAUCACCUCUUGACCAUUAAUGUUCUGUAUGGUCCAGAAAUAGAGUCAGGAGAUGAGUCAGUAGAGGUGUAUAAAGGCAGGGAUGUGACUCUGCGCUGCACUGCUGAAGGGAAUCCAGAGCCUAACAUAACAUGGAGCUUCAACAAUCAGUCUAAGACCACUGGAGGGAGACAGACAACACUGACGAUUUCUGGAGCCACGUUUGCUGAUAGUGGGUUGUAUACGUGCACUGCCACAAAUACAAUCGGGAGCCAGACAAGGACAGUGUUAUUGGUGGUACAAGAGAUUCCAGACAGGGUGUCCAUCAGCACUGUGGGUCACACUGGGGCGAUGACUGAGGGUGGAAAGUAUGAUCUCCAGUGUGAGGUUCAGAAAGCUUCUCCUGUUGAGUUCCUCACUGUGAGCUGGCUCAAAGGAGACACUCUCGUGAAAAGUAAAAACUUUACUAACUCCACCAAGACUCCUGAGAAUGUGUUUGAUACACUCCAGAUCUCCCCCAGCAGAGAUGAUGAUGGAGCUCAGUACAGGUGUGAAGCAGAACUGGAUCUGGGACCAGAUAGACCUCAACCUCCUCUUAAAGUGACAUCAGAUCCCCUCACAAUUACAGUAGAGUAUCCUUGUCCCCUUACUCUUCAGCCUCCUAAAGUGAUGGUUGAAUAUGGAGGUUCAGCCUCAGCAAACUGUUCCACUUCUGUUGACCAUGUGGGAAUGGGCUGGGAGGCCUCUCAGGGACCAGUGGACAUGCAGGAUGAUGUCCAGUUAGUCACCUGGAAUGUGGACAGGCUUGUGGAGUGGGGCAUAAAACCAUUUUGCUUCAUGAAUCCUAAUCCAGAAAAGCAGUGCAAAGUUGAUCUCCACGUCACUAUUUACAAGACUCCAGACAGGGUGUCCAUCAGCACUGUGGGUCACACUGGGCCGAUGAUUGAGGGUGGACAGUAUGAGCUCCAGUGUGACAUUGAGAAUGUUGCUCCUGUUGAGUUCCUCACUGUGAGCUGGUUCAAAGGAGACACUCUAGUGGAUAAGGAAAUCUUCAAUAACCCCAUUAAGACUCCAGUGAAUCUGUCAGAUACACUCCAGAUUUCCACCAGCAGAGAUGAUGAUGGAGUUCAGUACAGGUGUGAAGCAGAACUGGAUCUGGGACCUGAAGGACCUCAACCUCCUCCUAGAGUGACAUCAGAGCCCCUCAACAUUACAGUACACUACAAGCCUGUAACACAUUGUUCAGAGUGGUCUCCACUAAUAAACAGCAAACUGAGCUCAUAUCCUUAUGCUGUUAAGGGCAACCCGCUCCCUGUUGUCCACUGGUUUCAAGGACAGUCACAGGUCAAACCCACUAAGCGUCUUAGCCAAAAUGACUCUGGACAGUAUAAUUUCACUGCAAUGAAUAUCAUAGGCAGCACAUCCUGUGUCAUCAAGAUCACAGUAGAGUAUGGUCCUAAGUUUGACUGUCCUCAAAGCUAUGAGGACAGGGAACACACAGUCUUCUUAGAAAUUUGCAAAGUUAUGGCUUCUCCCUUAGCUGAUGUCACCUGGUACAAAGACAGAGAAAAGGUGAAACCCCCACACAAUCUCACAAGGAGAGAUAAUGGCUCAUACAGCAUAACUGCACAGAACAAACACGGAACUGAGCAUCACCAUCUGACUAUUAAUGUUCUAUAUGGUCCAGAAAUAAAGUCAGGAGACGGGUCAGUAGAGGUGUAUGUAGGCAGGGAUGUGACUCUGUCCUGCAUUGCUGAGGGGAUUCCAGAGCCUAAAGUCAAGUGGAGCUUCAACAAUCAGUCUAAGACCACUGGAGGGAGACAGACGACACUGGCGAUUUCUGGAGCCACGUUUGCUGAUGGUGGGUUGUAUACGUGCACUGCCACGAAUAAAAUUGGGAGCCAGACAAGGAGAGUCUUAUUGGUGGUACAAGAUAACAAAUUUCCACUUCCGCUAGCUAUCAUAAUUGCUUUGAGUAUCCUUUUUAUAGUCAUUUGUAUUCUCAUCAUAUUUGCUUGUAUCAAGAGGAAACGAUCUGGGAGAUACGAUGUACAGUGCAAUGAUAAGGCAACUGAAAUGAUGCCACUGAGUAAAAAUACCAAUUGAUAAAUGGUAUCUGGUAUGAGCAAAGCAGAAAAUGGAUACCCCCUGUGAUUAUAAAACAACAGUGUGGAGUUGGACUUGAUCUGCUAGAAAUCUAACAGUGAAGGAUGAAGCUUGUACUCGAUAUUGCAAGGACUGCUCACCACAAGCGUCAAUAAAUAUAUUGUUGGGCUUUGUUUAUGAUAUCAGUUUUAUCUAUACUGGAAUACAAAUAAAUAUUUUUUGAGCUUUGGAAGCGUCUGAAAGGUACUGCCAUAUAGUAUGUAUUCACAGUACUGCCCUGCUUUAAUAUGAGUAGCUGCAAUAGUUUUGUUUAACACAGUACAAUAGAACAAAUGUAUUAAUGUCUGCUAUUUUUACACCAGUAAUCUCUCAAGCUUUAUCUCAUUAGUAGGGCUGGGACCACAUAUCACUUCACUGAUAAUUAUCAGUAAUAGCCAUGAAAGUAGAAAGGAAUUUGGAUAUUCUUAACCAGCACAAAUCAAAUAAAAUGUAUUCCCAACUUACUCUAUUUUCAGAUUAACUAGGACUCUGUUGUUUAUCUGUGUGUGAAAUGUUGUGUUGAGCUGCUAGUGAGCAAAGAAGGGUGAAAGAGGAGGGCUGAGAACCUCCUGCUGUGCAAUUCACACCUCUCCCCAAAGAUGUCUGUGCCGUUAUAAAACGGACAGCAGAACUGCAGCUUUCACAAUGAAAAAGUAACUUUUAAACAAAAUAAAACACUUUUUAAAAUGUUGACUUGCACACUCACUUACAAAGAAGAAAAUCUGAUUCGCUUCUGGUUUUGUAAAUCAUACAAAUUUGCAUCUAAAUAUAUUCCAUCAAAAAUGCAUAGUUCAACUCCUUCCAAACAUUCAGAAAUUACAUUUUAUGACUACUGGGAAAAGGAUUUAUUCAUUGUAAGGUCUUUUUUUACAGAUUUUUACAGAGUUAACACAUUGAAACCUUCACAUCAAGUCUGAUGCACUUUUUUAUUUCCUUUAAUACUGUAACAGCGACCAAGCUAUCAUUUUUCCUUCAGCCAGAGCGACUCAAAAACGCAGAUACUGCAGCCCAUUCCGCUAAAAAAGUCAUAAACAGCAUGAGGAGAUCCACUGAAGCUCUGUAGCAGCGCCCUAAGUGUGUGUGGAGUUUGAAGCAUUGCACCAGCUCAGAACUCCCAGCAUUAAAAGGAGCAAAGAAGCUAUAAAAGUUAAUGUGUAGGUUUAAAAAAAAACAUGGAAGCUUUUUUUUUCUGUAAAACACUCGGCAUGAAAAUGCCUUAAGGCUUUGUCGCCCCCCUCUGGCACAAAUGGUAACUAUCCAACAUAUACUGACUCUGUAACCAAAAUCUACUCAUGGAAUUAAAUAAUAAAAAUAUUCAUAUUUAUUGAUACUCAGGACGUAUUGAAUUUUUAUAAUGCUUAUUGUCCCAGCCCUACUCAUCAGAAUGUAUAAUGCCUUUUAGACCAUGGGUAAGCUGUGUGAUGUUAGUUAUAUUUUAUAUGAUAUUAUUUAAUACAGACUGUCUUUGACUGUA
This is a messenger RNA of Colossoma macropomum (tambaqui), 7796 nucleotides long. RefSeq names its product intercellular adhesion molecule 5 (gene icam5). Gene Ontology annotation, molecular function: integrin binding. The record is from RefSeq and is a predicted model, not a curated record. The transcript has 25 exons. Gene Ontology annotation, biological process: cell adhesion. The coding region runs from base 116 to 6283 and encodes 2055 amino acids. Lineage: Eukaryota; Metazoa; Chordata; Actinopteri; Characiformes; Serrasalmidae.